AUGUCGUCGUCUUCUUCUUCCUCUUCUUCUUCUUGUUCUUCCUCUUCCGAAGGAAAAUGGCGGUUCGACGUUUUCAUUAACUUCAGAGGCGAGGACGUCCGCUCCGGCUUUGUCGCUGACCUCUACAGGUGUCUUACUCAUGGCCUGUCUCAUGGCAAAAUCAACGUCUACAUCGACAGCGAGGACUUGAGGCGCGGGGACGAGAUCUCGCCCGCCCUCAUGAAGGCCAUCGAGGAUUCGCGGAUCGCCGUGCUUGUCUUCUCCGAGAACUACGCUUCGUCUAGGUGGUGCUUGGACGAGCUGGUGAAGGUAAUGGAGUGUAAGAGGCUCAAGGAACAGCGGGUGCUGCCCGUGUUCUACAAAGUGGAGCCCGGGGUGAUUCGAAAGCAGCGAAAUAGUUAUGGCGAGGAAUUGGCUAGCCACGAGAAGAAUUUGGGAAAGGAUUCUAAGAGGGUGAAGAAAUGGAGGCAAGCCCUAACUGAAGCCGGCAAUUUGUCCGGUUGGCAUUAUAAGCAUGGAGAUGAUACCAAGUUCAUCGAGAGCAUCGUCAAAGAGAUCUCGACUAUAGUAGCACGAGAACCCUUGAAUGUUGCUGAGUAUCCCGUUGGUGUAAGUCGCCGGGUAGAAAAAGUAAUGUCGUUGUUGAGUAUGGGCUCGGAUGAUGUUCGGAUGAUAGGAAUAUGGGGAACUGGAGGUGUAGGGAAGACCACUAUUUCUAAAGGUGUCUAUAACAGUAUUGCUCGUCAGUUUGAUGGGUGCAGCUUUCUUGCAAAUGUUAGAGAAACUUCCAGUAGACCUAACGGCCUAGUUGAUUUGCAGAAUGAACUGUUAUCCCAGAUAUUAUGGAAAAGAAAAUUAGAGGUCUUAAGUGUGCAUGAAGGCGCUAAUCUAAUACCAGGUAUACUUUGCUCUAGGAAGAUUCUACUUGUGCUUGAUGAUGUGGAUCGUGGGGAACAAUUAAAUGCAUUGGCUAGAGAAUGUGGAUGGUUUGGAAAAGGGAGCAGGAUCAUCAUUACGACAAGAGAUAAACAUGUACUAACUUCUUGUGCGAAAGAUCAAGUAUAUGAAGUUGAUCUAUUGGAUCAAGGUGAAGCUUUUGAGCUUCUCAGUUCACACGCUUUUCAAGGAAACCAGACGAAUGACAUAAGCAAGGAUCUGAUAGAUAAUAUUUUGGACUAUGCUAAAAGUCUUCCCUUAGCCAUUGUGCUAUUGGGUGCCUUGUUACGGGGUAGAAGCAAAGAGGAAUGGGAAAGCAUAUUGGAUAAACUUGCUAAAAGUCCUAUUAGAGAUAUAAACAGAGUUCUCAAGAUAAGUUUUGAUGCUCUGGAGGACAAUGAGAGGGAUAUCUUUCUUGACAUUGCUUGCUUCUUUAAGGGGAGGACAAGGGAUUAUAGAGAUCCUUAG
Messenger RNA from Eucalyptus grandis, 1404 nucleotides. RefSeq names its product disease resistance protein RUN1-like. The coding region runs from base 1 to 1404 and encodes 467 amino acids. Gene Ontology annotation, biological process: signal transduction; defense response. NCBI's taxonomy places the organism in Eukaryota, Viridiplantae, Streptophyta, Magnoliopsida, Myrtales, Myrtaceae. The record is from RefSeq and is a predicted model, not a curated record. The transcript is spliced from 3 exons. Gene Ontology annotation, molecular function: ADP binding.